Molecule: messenger RNA, 2346 nt
Organism: Patiria miniata (bat star)
Lineage: Eukaryota; Metazoa; Echinodermata; Asteroidea; Valvatida; Asterinidae
Exons: 4
Coding region: 74-553 (159 amino acids)
Source: RefSeq, a predicted model, not a curated record
UUAUACGGUACACAUCGGUGUUUGGUGCUCAGUUUUCCCAUAUGGCUAGAUUUGAUACUGAUCAGUCACCAAAAUGCUCCGAAUCCUGCUUACAUGUCUGGUGCUUAUCAGUCGAGUGGAGAGUAACUGGGAAGCUGAAAACAGUGAUGCAAAUCUGGGAUUUAGUCUCAUCAACAUGACAUGCAACGACGCUAUGGAUUUGUGUCAACACUAUGUUAUUGUGUCCCUCAAUAGUCGUGAGGUCUUAGCAGUUUUCGAAUACACGAAGGACCCUUACAAAUUCCAGGUCAGUGUUCGAGAAGGGAUACAAAGUAAAGACUGGAGCUUUUUUCAGGACGACUUGGAUGGGAAGUAUCGAUGGUGCGAAUCCUUCGACUCUGAAGCAAGCUGGGAAUUCGACUACUCACGGAGAUACACGGCUUGCUUCGAAAACUCCUUUGAUGAUAUUUCCAUACCCGAAGGAUGCGCUAAGCCGCUUGCCGUCGUAACUUAUGACACUCAUCUUUACGAUGACAAAGUGCGCGGCCAGCAGAUGCUGCUCUGUCUGCCCUAGUUUGCAUGGUUGUAAUCAAAUCAUCACGGGUCAUAGUAAGCAGGAAUGUUGACCAAACAUUCAGGAGUCGAAUUUAGAAAUUCAACUUUAUGAAACUAUUAUAUCGCAGACUUCCUAUAUCUUCUAGGAUCUGGGGUUUUCCGACCAGCCCACCACAUCCUUCCCGGAUAUACCUUUAUGCUGCUGCCAUAUUUCAGUCAUGUUCCCAGGCCCUGUAUAUUCAAUAACGGUACUGAAUGGUAAUAUUUUUUGUGCAAAAAGAAGCCAGACUAUUUUCCUUCCAGCCUCGCUUGGAUUACGUUGAUUUGAAUGGGAAAAAUCAAGAUGGCCUCAACAUGAUAAUGGUCUAUUGCCAAUUGUCACAAGCACAUUAUAUAGGCUGCACCUAUAAACCUUGGCUGCCGCGAUCGACCAAACGAGCCCCAGUAUACCUGUACGAAGAUGCCAACCUAGACUUCGCGAAUCGUCCCUAAAAGAGAGAGCUCACUUCUUCUAUAUCCUAAACCCCCGAACAGACUGUCUGCAACGUGUGAUUGACCUGUGAUUGACUAGAUUACGACUCUGCUCUUUGAAACUUUCAGCCCCAUAUCAGAUAGACACGUCACAUUUGCGGAGUUAUCAAGGGGCCAUACUAUAGACCUUUAUCAUGCAGCCACCAUUUCAGUCAUGUUCCCUGUAUCUAGUAACAGUACUGACUGAUAAUGUUUCAUGUGCAAAAAGGAACCAGCCUAUUUUUCCCUUCCAGCCUCGCUUUGGUUGAUUUGAAUGGGACAAAAUCGAGAUGGCCACAACAUGAUAAUGGUCUAUUAUUAUUAUUAUUAUUGUUAUUAUUAUUAUAAUUGAAUAAGUGGGCAAGUUUUGGUAAUUAAAGUGGACAGACGUUAUGAGAUUGAUUAUGUUAUACUUUAAAAUAAGUAUAUAGUUGUCAAACUUUUGCUGUUGUAUUUCUAGUAUGAUUUCCAUGUAGUUAUUUCGGUAUUUCACAUCAUUGUGGAUGGAUAAUAGAUACACCGCACGUUGGUUGGGUUCAGAGAUGUUCAUUACAGCCUGAUGACGUAUGCACCAAUACACAAUAAUUUCAUUUAAUUUCAGUAUAUUUAUUUUUAAAAAUUGUUCUCUAUAAACUUCUAUACAACUUUAAUAAAAAAAAUACACCAGCACGCACCGGUAUAUAACAGAUUAGAUAUAUAUUGUGACUAAUAACUUAUACUUAUUAGAUACUAUUUUCCAUGCAUAGUCCUCAAAAGAAUUGGUACAAAUUCUUGUUUCCUUUAAUUAUUGAAGCAAUAACCAUGAAGUUCUUUCUUUCACAAUCAUCGUUAUUUAUGUUUGUCAUAUUGCAUCUAUUCUUGUAAAUUUUAAAAUUGAAUUCAUCAGUUUAAAUUUAAUUCAUCAACUUUCUCUUAAUUCAUUAAUUCAUGAAUUUAAAAUUAACCCGUCAAAUUAAAAUUAAUUCAUCAAAUGUAAUUUAUUCAUCAAUUACGAUUAAUAGACCUUUAAUUAAUACAUAAAAUUAUACUUCGGUGGAGGUCAAACUCGAUAUGUACAGUCGAAGACUGAUAAUAAGUUUGUUUUUCUUUGUUUUCCUUUGUUUUCCAAUAGAAGAUACUGUUAUAACAAGGUCAUUUGUAAGUCCCAAGGACCGUUACAAAGGUGUUCGACUGUAACUAUUAAUAUUGGCGUUCUCUAUAUAAUACUCGCCCGUCAGCACCAUUUUGUCAUUCUUAAAGUAUCAGUCACAGACAAUGUACUGCUAUCAUAUCAGGCGCGGUUCUAGAACCAAUAUUUUUUUU